Messenger RNA from Elgaria multicarinata webbii, 1402 nucleotides. Its product is annotated as tetraspanin-36-like. The transcript is spliced from 7 exons. Gene Ontology annotation, cellular component: plasma membrane. The record is from RefSeq and is a predicted model, not a curated record. The coding region runs from base 212 to 961 and encodes 249 amino acids. Lineage: Eukaryota; Metazoa; Chordata; Lepidosauria; Squamata; Anguidae.
CAUGUGACCAGGGAGGGCAAGGAGUGGUUCAUGUGAUAAUAACUAGAAAAGCUCAGUGAAGAGUGCCAGAGGUGUGGCAGAACUGCUGAGUGAACAGAAAGCCGCUCAAGAUUAGUCUAAUUACUUUAUUUGGUAGGCAUCAACAAACUUGUUUUUUUAAAAAAUUGUAUUUCCCCCCACUUCAUUUAUACAAACACACACAGAAGACAACAUGGACUUCGGAGUGAUUGCUUCCAAGACUGUAUUGUUCUUGAUCAGCCUCAUUUUUGGGGCUGCAGCAAUUGGACUCUCUUACGUUGGGGGAUAUGUUCUCAACAGUUACAAGGUGUAUGACCCCUUCCUUCAAGACAAAUAUGCUCUCUUGCCGGCGGUUAUCAUCAUUUGCGUUGCCGUGGUGAUGUUCAUAAUUGGGCUGAUUGGCUGCUGUGCCACCAUCCGCGAGUCCAAGGUUGGAUUGGGCGUGUUCCUGGUCAUUAUCCUGAUAAUCUUCACUGCUGAAGUGGCAGCCAUUGUCCUUGGAGUUAUUUACAGAGGAAAGGUAAAAACUGAUUUGCAUGAUCCGAUGCUGCAAGCGCUCAGGGCCUAUGAUGGGAAAACAGAAGAUUCUAAUGUCUUCGGUUAUUUACAACAGGAGCUUCAGUGCUGUGGAGUCCAAAACUACACUGACUGGAUCGGUACCAGAUGGUUCAAUACCACAGGCAACAACAGCGUCCCUGUGAGCUGCUGCAAGCAAAGCCUUGUCAAGAACUGCACAGGACAGUUGAGCAAGCCACAGUUUCUCAAUACACAAGGCUGUGAAGAGAAGGUGGAAGCUGGCCUACAGAGUGUCCUCACCUAUGCUUUGCUUGUCAUCCUAGGAUUUGCCAUCAUAAAGUUCCUUGGAAUGCUCAGCGUCUGUGUGCUGGCCUGCAAGAGAGAAGACAAUGGCUACCAGCCCUUGAAUUCGGGGGUAUUUGCUUGACAAGAAGCGGAAGGGUGACUUUCCUUUUGCUCUUCCGUGAAGCAAACGGACUUGAAAAAAGAUGCCUUGGACAAAAAACGUUUGUCUACUUUUGUAAAAUGCCAAAGGAGAUUGCAGUAGCUUCCAGAAGUUGUAUUAAAUGUGAAACGACUUGGCUUUAACAAAUUGAUUCAGCCUAAGAUUCUUGGAUGUAGCUGAAUUAAGGUGAAUCCCUCCCUCCAGACGUUUGGACUACAACUCCCAUUAUACCCUGCCAGGAUGGCUGAUGGUUCUGGCUGGGGAUGGUGGGAGUUGUAGUCCAACAUAACUGGAGGACACCAAGCUAGGGAAUGGCUGCCUUAAAAGAACAGCACAUGAAUCCAUAAAUCAGAAAAGGGGUAACGUUUCACUGAUGUCUGGGUGUGUUUUCUUUAAAUAUAAUUAAAGAAAUUAUUUUUCAAA